Molecule: messenger RNA, 2161 nt
Organism: Branchiostoma belcheri (Belcher's lancelet)
Lineage: Eukaryota; Metazoa; Chordata; Leptocardii; Amphioxiformes; Branchiostomatidae
Product: tripartite motif-containing protein 54-like
Exons: 10
Coding region: 69-1781 (570 amino acids)
Molecular function (GO): protein binding; zinc ion binding
Source: RefSeq, a predicted model, not a curated record
CAGCUUUGAGUUUGAGCAGGAAUGUCUUAACGUGGUUUGGAGUUAGUCGUGAGAAGAGAGCCCCGAAAAUGGAGCGCGUUUUUUCCGCUCCAGACCUUCGCCUAGCGCCGUCAACAGGUGUCAGAUCGCAGGGAGGGCCAAAUGAGUGGAGGCGGAGGCACUACCACUCUUCGGCCAACAUGGCGUCCGCGGCGGUGCCUGGACUCGACGGGGUGGAUUUUCCGGAGGAGCUUCGCUGCCCGGUGUGUUUGGACGUCUUCUCGGAGCCUCUGUUCCUCCCCUGCUGUCACAACCUGUGUAGGGAGUGCGUCCGGGGUCUGAUCGAGUCCCGUGGAGGCACGGCCUACGGCGUCCACAUGUUCCCGUGCCCGGAGUGCCGCUACGAUGUCGUCGUUCGCUCCGUGGACUCUCUCCAGCGCAACCUCGUACUCCAGCAAAUGGUGGAUCGGUGUAAGCAAGGGACGCUAGCCGCACAGUCCUCGGGGGCAAACGCGAGGGGCCCCGAAGCGCCGACCUGCCAGGACCACGCCGACGAAGCGCUGGAGUUGAAGAUGUUUUGCGACCCCUGCGAGAGGCCUGUCUGCUACAAGUGCAUGGCGUAUGACCACAAGAACCACACCCUCCUGCAACUGGAAGACGCCUGGUCAAGACGAAAGGACGCAUUCUUAAGGAACAUCGAGAUGUUGAGAACAAAGACGGAGAGUGUGGAGAACUUUGUGGAGAAGUUACGGGUCAUCAGUGAAAGGGUAGAGACAAACGCAUCGCAGCGGAAGCACAUGGUGACGGAGGGUUGCGAUGCGCUCAUCUCCGUCAUCCAGCAGCGGAAGAAGGCCCUGCUGGACGAAAUCUCGCGAGAGGAGGACGAGAGGCGGGAAAGUCUGGACCAGCAGAUGACCAGCUGUACCCAGGAGCUGGACAAGGUCAAGGAAGUCUUAGACACAGCUCAGGAACUACUUGAGAAAGGAGCCCCAGCAAAAUGUCUUCAGACUGCAAAGACACUUAAGGACCGAGUGAGAGGUCACGCCAUGGACCAGUUGUCGCUGUACCCCGUCACCAGUGAGCACCUGACGCCGCUGGACUUUGACGUGUCCCAGUACAUCGACUCGCUCAUCAGACUCGACUUCCAGAGAGGUAGUCCGGAGCCGGAAGUUGUGGAGGAAGAAAGUCAGCGCCAGUCGUUAGCGCAGAGGCUGCCGGGAUUCUUCAAGCGGAAGAGUAGAAAAGGUGUGGGGACGCAGUUUGAGUUGGACCCGAAGACGGCGCACAAGUACAUCCGACUGUCGAACAACAACAGCACGAUGAGUUACGACCCCGACAGUCUCCCGACUCGCCGCACGUUCGACACGCCCAACCGCUUCAGUAAACACACCAUCGCCGUGGGGGACGUCAGCGUGUCCAGUGGGAUUCACUACUGGGAGGUGGACGUGUCUCGGAGCAUCUUCUACCGGGUGGGCGUGGCGUCCGACAAGUUCCCGCGAGAUCACGCGCUGGGCGAGAAUGAGACUUCGUGGUGCGUGGACCGGUACCUGCACGAGUACUCCGCGCUGCAUGCCGGGACGGUGGUGCAGCUCUCUCUGCCUCCGGUACAGAACAGAGUGGGCGUGUUGCUGAACUACACCGGCGGCACCCUGUCCUUCUACAACCCGAUGAAAAAGGAGCACAUCUACACCUUCCACGCGAAGUUCCAGGACCCGGUCCGCCCGGCAUUCGACGUCGGGAAGGGGGAAGUGACGGUGUACACAGGGCUGGCGUUACCAACCUACGUCUGCAAGGGGAGCUAGAAGUAGAAUAUUGGGGGGCCUGCAGUAGCCUGUACCAGGCUUCGGGAGGCGGCUGGAAAGAGUAGAAAUCGACCAAAUAGAGAGAUACGUAGCAUGCCGAGGGAGUUGGUCUGCUGGAGAGAACAGUGUGCUGCACUCCUCUGGCAUGCUAUCUCUCUAGGAAGGGAGAAGUAACGGUGUACACUGGGCUCGCGCUACCAACCUACGUCUGCAAAGGAAGCUAGAAUGGACGAUCGGCUAAAGACUUUAAUUUCACAUGGCUAUAGGUUUAAAUAUAAGAAUAAUUUGAAGUAUUAUCAAAGCGUCAUCCUUGGAGUUGUAAGUGGAUAUGUAAGAAUGUAGAGAAACGUUUCACGCAUUAGACUUUCAUUGAUAUAUAU